Messenger RNA from Rosa rugosa (rugosa rose), 3024 nucleotides. RefSeq lists its product as uncharacterized. Lineage: Eukaryota; Viridiplantae; Streptophyta; Magnoliopsida; Rosales; Rosaceae. The record is from RefSeq and is a predicted model, not a curated record. The transcript is spliced from 5 exons. The coding region runs from base 1157 to 2500 and encodes 447 amino acids. Gene Ontology annotation, molecular function: protein binding.
ACUGCGACACUCAGAAAUGCUCCAACUAGAGAAAUGAGCAAUGCAAUUAGGUCCUGGAUAAAAUGAUCCCGGCAGAUCAGUCAGGAUAGAUUGCCCACCUCAAGUUAUAUUCCAGUUUUCCGCACCACAGAGUUAAAGAUCACGAGUUUACCGAAGCCCAGAUCUCCAAAUGAAGAACCCUGGUUCUGCAUUUGAUAUUAUUUAUAUCAAAUGUUCCGUGGUGUUCUGUUCUGAAGUUUGCUGCUUUGUUAGUACAUCAAACAUCCUACAUAGGAGCGGCUAGAUUGCAAAUUUUAUUCAUGGAAGGCCAGAUAUCCCAAUAAAGCCUCUCACUGCAGUUGGUAAUUUAUUUGCUUCAGAUUACCGGUGCAAUUCAAUUGACAUACAGUGGCUAGAUUGUGAAUAAGGUCAGGUUUCCCAAUAAAUGUUAGACUAAAAUGGACUUAUCACUAGUUAUCCUAGAGCAACUAGGAAACCAUUAAAACAUUAAGUUGAAUACAACAUGGAUCUGGAAAAGAAUCAACAUAGAUAUCUAAUGUGAUAGUGUAUUUAGCAUUGGAUUAGGAAUCCAUUAUUUGUACUACAAGAAAGUCCUAAACUGUGAUGCAUUAGGAUUACAAUUAUACAGUACUUGAUUCUUAAGGAAAACCUCUAUGGGAGGAUUCCUAGGACUAGUAUUUGUAUAAAUAAGAGGCUAGGGUCCCUGUUAUCACCACCGUUUACAAGCAUUGUGUUCUGCCCAUUCAGAAGCUACAGUUGGUGAAUAGCAUAAGAUUUCAGCCUCGUCUUGUUCCUUGUUCUUGCAGCUGCAUCAAUGGCUUCAGCUAUGGACAUCAAUGGUUGCUGGUGUAGUUGAGAUUCAGGACCCAUGCUCAGACAUAUAUAUCCGCAGCUACGUGGCGUACGUAUAAGGCUAGAUAUCCCAACAAAGAUUUUUGCUUCUGUUUUUCAUAUCAUCAAUAAGUGGGUCAGAUUACCUGAUCUAUAUUGCAGCUUGCUUAGUGAACAAAUAUCCUCUGUCUCAUCGGCAUCAGACACAAAGAUAAUUGGAAAUCUAUAAAGAGUUUUUUAAGAAGCCUGGGUUCCUUACAUAGAUUACAGUUGUCAGAGGGGCUCUUCAGUUUAGUUGUAAGUCUGCAGAGACUUGAGCACCGUUAUGUAUAUAGCAGCUAUAGGGCCAUCAUCAAAAUUGAUGAAUACCAACAUUGGUGAUCUUCCCGAGGCGGUAUUGGUUGAAAUCCUUGGCCGACUUCCUUGCUAUAAAUACAUUGCUCAAUGCAAGCGUGUGUCCAAGCAUUGGUGCACCGUCAUGUCUGAUCCUUCUUUUAUUGGCCGAUUUCUGUGUCUCCAAAGUGAUGGUAAGCAAAUAUUCAUGACCCGUACUUUGAUAAACUUCCGAGGGGAGGAAUUCCUUACUAGGAUGUCAUCGUCCUUUAAGCCGUUAACUCCUUUCUUCAAAACACUCAUGAAUUUCCACCAUUUGAAAGAAGAGCCAGUUGUGGUAGGUACUUAUAACGACUUAGUUUUGUGCUGUGCGAGCCGGUAUCAUCAACGUGAUUACUACAUCUGCAAUCCAUACACAUUGAAAUGGGUUCCUCUUCCUCCCCCUCCUCAAGUCUUUAAGUUCACAGGAGUGGGAUUCUUGUGUGACCUUCCCUACUAUAACUGUAAGAAAAACGAUCUGGGAGGAAAUGACAUCCAGCUUAAUGCUGAUUAUAGGUGCAGAAUUGUGAGACUUGUCUAUCAUCCUGAUGAGAUGCGUAUACCUUCGUGUGAAUUCAAAGUGCAGAUCUUCUAUUCUGAGACAGGUGUUUGGAGAGAGUCAAUUGUAUCAUCUCCAUCAAUGUUUCAUUUGGAUCGGGUCAAUUCAGGCAUUAGUUUUGCUCACAAUGGAAUGCUGUAUUGGAUGAGUUAUAGUGGCAAAUUCCUUAUUGGAUUGAAUCCGUUCAUGAUGGAUAACAGGAACAGUAAUAGCAUGUCUAGUACUAGCAGCAGUGCGGAUGAUGGUGAUGAUAGUGAUCACUAUGAAUGUCGUUUCAUUGAAGUUGAUGGGUCUGACGAUAUUAUACUUAGAUGCGUAGGUGUCUAUAAAGGGUGUCUGCAGAUGGGCGACUAUGACUAUGAUAGCCAUGCUGUUUUUUUCUUGGAGUUGAAUGAAGAAGUCCACAGUGGAGCUGGAAAAUCAUGUUUAGAACUCAGGAAGAGGGUUUAUUCACUGGACUGGGAAAUGGUCCCAGAUGAUAUUUAUGAUCUGAAUAUUCUGUCUUUCGACCCCAAUAACGACGGUACUGAAGGUAUCUUGUAUCUGUAUGUAAGUGGAUGUGAUGAUACGCAUGGAGACAUUUUCAUGUGCAACAUUUGUACAGGAAAGUCUUUGAAGAUAUUUGAAAAUCAUCCGAGGGUUUAUGAGUACUUCCCAGUUGCGGUCCCGUGGUGGCCGACACCAGUCUCUAGGCCACCAGAACGUGAAGCAAAUGCUCUUAUUCCCAGCUCGCCCUAGAUUCUUGCAAGGCUGGAUUGAUAUGGUGCGAACUGAAGAGGAUUGAUUUACGCUGGAGUGCUUGUCUGAUUUACAUCAGUCUCCGACAACAAUAAAAAUACACAUUAAAAAGGACCCUCCUCUUCAAUUUCCACAACAUUCUUCCCAUCUGCCGAUUGGUCCCGAUUUAGUAGCAUCUCCGAGCAAUUGGGGCUUCGCAACAUCUGCAAAGCGUCACUUUCUGAGUUUCCAGGUCAACUUUCAGGUUUUUCAGUUAAUGGCUCCAGUAAUUUUAAAUCCUUUUUCUUGGCGGCAUCACCCAUUGGCUCAACAAUCUUCUUCUUAUUUUUUUUUUUUUUAAGGAAUAGAAAUUGUAUGAAUGGCAGAAUACAAAAGUGGCAGUUCGAGAAAAAUUCUAUCUAUUGUUGCUAUUGAUGCCAUAUAUUGUAGAAAACAAUCCAUGAUCUCCUUUACAGAUUGAAGGAUUCCCAUCACUGAUACAUGAUUCAGCUCUGUUUUUUAAUUGUUGCGCUCCAAAAACAGCA